Molecule: messenger RNA, 2134 nt
Organism: Nothobranchius furzeri (turquoise killifish)
Lineage: Eukaryota; Metazoa; Chordata; Actinopteri; Cyprinodontiformes; Nothobranchiidae
Product: regulator of G-protein signaling 7-binding protein B
Biological process (GO): G protein-coupled receptor signaling pathway
Cellular component (GO): nucleus; postsynapse; neuron projection
Source: RefSeq, a predicted model, not a curated record
UUGUUUUGCUGCUGGCUCUUCACACGUGAGACAGAGGCGGAAGACGGAGCAGCCUCCCCGCCCGUCGGCCUUCACAGGCGGCUGAAGGUGACUCUCCUCUCGGCUGGGAUGCAGAGGCAGCUGGCGGGGCUGCCAUCGCUCCUGUUCCGGGGAAUUACCGCAGACUCCGGCGGGGCCUAGACCGGUAACCGGAAAAAUCCUCCUCCGAGCGGGUCUCUCCAUUCCCACAUCGUUAGUUUUAUCCGUUCGGUGUUUGGUCGGAGUGGGGUCCGGUACCGGGGGUGCAUGCAUGUGUUCUGCACCGUACGGGCGGAAAAGGCGCCCCAAAUCAGCCGCGAGCAUUUUCCCCAUAAGGGCGGAGCUGGAGCGGCGGGAGAGCGCGGAGGAAGCCGUGGACGGCAGCAGGAUGACCGUCCAGGAGUUCAACACCCUAGUGGCUCUGUACCGGGAGCAGGUCAUUUCCGUGGGCGAGAUCUCCGCAGACUGUCCGUCCCUGCGGGCGCUGAUGCACCAGACCCGGACUAAAGGAUGCUCCAUGGCCCGGGCAGCCCACCGGGACCUGGCCGUCAUCUCAGUCUCAGGGCCCGAGGACGGAGAGAUCCAUCCAGAAAUCUGCCGGCUCUUCAUCCAGCUGCAGUGCUGCCUGGAGAUGUUCAUCAUGGAGAUGCUGAAGUCCAUGUGCCUGCUGGGGGUGCUGCAGCUCCACAGAAAAAGGACGGACUCGGAGCCAAGGGUGGACUUCAGGGUGGACGAGAGCUCCGACGUUCCCAUCCUGGAAGAACGAUCUUCUUCUCCCAUAGAUUUUCCUCAUGAGCAGUGGCUGGUGGGAACUGAUAUAGAAAACAUAGAAAGAGAUAUGAGAGAGAUGAGAAACCUACUCAGCAAACUCAGGGAGACGAUGCCAUUGCCACUGAAAAAUCAAGACGACAGCAGCUUGUUAAAUCUGACCCCCGACCCGCUGGUCCGACAGAGGAAGAGACGCUUCCCCGGACUCUGCUGCAUGGUUUCAGGCUGAGAGCUCAUCGGCACACAGGAAGUACGUUGAUCUCACUUCCUGUCAUCAGUUCAUCUAUCCUUCAUGGUUGUUAAACGGUAUCUGAAAUUGUAAUCCUGGAAUAUCUGGAUUUUAUUCCUUUUUUAUUUCUAAUCUUGAUUUAGGCUUUUUAAGAGUUUAAAUAAAGCAAAUAUCAGUUCUGCUGUAAAGUUCUCAGCAGGAUUCAGGUUCACGUAGAAAAGACUCACUCGGUCUGUUUUGUUUUUAGUUUAAACAUCUUCAUUAUUUUAGAAAUGUCUCAUGAAACCUUCAGUCUAAUUAAAGCUAAUAAGUGUAAAUAUUCAGGCUAUGCACAGGCGUUUGUCCGACGCGUCGCCGUCCGUGUUUCUGCGCUAAACUUUGUGACGUGGCAGCAUGUUCACCAACCAUCGUCCACUUUAACGUGCAUACGUGGCUCUUAGAUGUAAGCACGACUCAUGCAGCUAGAAAAAUAAAAGAUUCAGAGCUAAUUCAGCAGAAAAAAGUAAAACCUCCAGAUUUAAUCUCAGUUUGAGGCUUGUUUUUAAUGCUUGGAUGUCGUCAGUGUUACUCAGAAAUGUUUGCCUGGUUAAAAAGUUCAGUUGCACUUCAGAAAAUUCAUUUUCUGCAUUAACAGCUGAUGAGUUUCACCUUCUGCUCAAACCCAGUAACGGUGUAAAAACUGGAGGUUUGGCCGUCAGCAGACAGAGCAUGUUCAGUUGAGUCAAAACUUAAAAGAGAAAGUAAACUUUUUUAAGGGAAAAGUCAAAAAUGUGGCUGCUGUUUUUUAUUUUGUGCUAAAUGCACUUCCUGGACUUUUAUUUUGAAAUGAUAACUCUUGUUUUUCCUCUCUGGCUCAAGUUUAACAAGCUGGUGAAUAUUUGUGUCUCCCAGCAGUUAAAAGGCUCUUUUCUGCUUGUUUUGGCAAAACAAAAACCAAACAGCUGUUGGGUUCUGGUUCUUCUGAAUGUAGGUGCGGUGUAGUCUGUAAAUAAACCACGUGUGUGUAGUUUUAUGUUUCGGCUUGUGUUUGAUGCGCGGUCAUCCUGCAGAGUAGAGACAAACAGCUGAUCUUGAUUAGCUUCUGACAUUUUAUAACAAAUAAAGUUUUAUAUGAAACUA